This is a messenger RNA of Lucilia cuprina (Australian sheep blowfly), 2023 nucleotides long. Its product is annotated as proton-coupled amino acid transporter-like protein CG1139. The record is from RefSeq and is a predicted model, not a curated record. The coding region runs from base 127 to 1497 and encodes 456 amino acids. Gene Ontology annotation, cellular component: vacuolar membrane. NCBI's taxonomy places the organism in Eukaryota, Metazoa, Arthropoda, Insecta, Diptera, Calliphoridae. Gene Ontology annotation, biological process: amino acid transmembrane transport. The transcript is spliced from 7 exons. Gene Ontology annotation, molecular function: amino acid transmembrane transporter activity.
UCCAAAUGAUCAGUUAUUGUUGGUCAAUCAAUAAGAACGGUUGACUUUUUUUUGAAAAUAAAUUUGUUGGAUUGUGUUAAAAAAAACGUUAAAAGAAAUAUAAUAAAUAAUUUUAAGAAUUUAAAGAUGACCGACACGAAUUCCACAUCUAAAGAUAAAUCGAAUUCGGUUGUUUCAUUAACCGAUUUUCACUCAAGAACAAAUCUCACAGAGAAAGGUCAAGCAUUCGAUGAAUAUGAUCCCUUUGCACAUCGUGAUCAAGAAAAUGGCAGUUCCACUGGUGGAGCAUUGGCUCAUUUAUUAAAGAGUUCAUUGGGUACCGGUAUUUUAGCUAUGCCUAUGGCUUUUUACAAUGCUGGUCUUGUAUUCGGUAUGAUCGGUACCUUAAUCGUUGGUUUCCUUUGUACAUAUUGUGUUCAUAUAUUGGUAAGAACUUCACACAAUAUUUGCCGAGAUGCUCGUGUGCCGUGUUUAAGUUUUUCCGAAACAGCCGAGAAAGUAUUCGAAUAUGGUCCAAAGCCACUAAGACCAUGGUCAAAUUUUGCCAAACAAUUCGUUGAUGGCUCUCUAAUGGCCACCUACUAUGCUGCUGCCUGUGUUUAUAUCGUCUUUAUUGCCACCUCAUUCCAUGAUGUCAUCAACUAUGAUUUCGGUCUAAAAUGGGAUGUACGUAUUUAUAUUGCAAUGACUCUAGUGCCCUGUCUAUUCAUUGGCCAGAUACGCAAUCUAAAAUGGCUGGUUCCAUUUUCUGCCCUGGCUAAUCUUUUUAUUGUCAUCACUUUCGGCAUAACGCUCUACUAUAUGUUCAAUGUACCUUUGGUGGUCAGUGAUAAACCAUAUAUUGCUAAGGCAUCACAAAUUCCACUCUUCUUUGCUACUGUCAUCUUUGCCAUGGAAGGUAUUGGUGUAGUUAUGCCUGUGGAGAAUUCGAUGAAGAAACCACAGCAGUUUUUGGGUUGUCCUGGUGUUUUGAAUACGGCCAUGAUAACGGUCGUCUCGUUGUAUGCCAUCAUUGGUUUCUUCGGUUAUAUUCGUUUUGGCAGUGAAGUUCGUGGCAGUAUUACAUUGAAUUUACCCGAUGGUGCACCAUUGGCCGAUGCCGCUAAACUUUUAAUGGCCGUUGCUAUUCUCUUCACCUACGGCUUACAGUUCUAUGUGCCCAAUGAAAUUUUAUGGAAAAAGAUCAGUCACAAAUUCGAUCCCAAGAAUCACAAUAUUUCACAAAUUCUCCUGAGAACCGGUAUUAUUUUAAUAAGUGGUGGUGUUGCUGCAGCCAUACCCGAUUUGGAACCCUUCAUUAGUUUAGUAGGAGCUGUUUUCUUUUCGCUACUGGGUAUUUUUGUACCCAGUUUUGUGGAGACCGUUUACUUGUGGCCCAACAUGGGUUGGGGCAAAUGGAAAUUGAUUAAAAAUGUUUUAUUAUGCAUUUUAGCCAUAUGUGCUUUGGUAGCUGGUGCUACUGUCAGUAUUGAUGAAAUUGUUAAUAUGUACAAAUAAUUUGUUCAAGUUUUAACAUUAAGGAUACACCAACAACUCCCCUCCCACUACUACUCGUUAAUUUAGUUAAUACAUUUUAUGCAUAAAGUUUUGUUCGAAAGUAAGCUGGUCUUGCCAGUAAGUUGGAAUUGAUAAUGUUUUUUUUUAGUUUAGUUUAAUUAAAAAAUAAUAAUAAUCAAAAUACCCAUAAGAAAUUUUAAUUUUGUUUUAAAUUGUUGAAUUUUGUUGGAAAGUAAAAGUUUUUAAAUUUCAAUCAUUUUAUUUAGAAUAUUUAUUAAGUUCUAUUUUUUCUCUAGACUGCUUGUAAAUGUAUUUGUAUUUUAUUUGUAAGUUUUAAUUUUAAGAAAAACAAAGUUUUUAACAUAAAUUGUUAAUUAUGUGACAAAGUGCUUUCAUACUAAAUAAGAAUUUACUAUUUAAGUAUUUUAUGGUAAGAUUAAUAAAAACAAAAUGAAAAUUUUAUACAAAAAAAAAGAAAUGUUUAAAAAAAAUAAAUAAGUACAAAUGUACUUGAAAAUUUAACACA